AUGUCAUUCAACACAGUCGAACUCUAUGGCGGUGCUAUGACCGUUGAACUUCCCUCCAACUUCUCAGACGUCAGCAACAUUAGACAAAUCCCAGACAACCAAGAAGUCUACUUGGAUAAUGAUGGUCUCACUAGCAUCGUCUUCGACAUCUUGGAGCGUGUCGACAAGCCGGAUCUGGAUGCUCUAAGGUACCAUCUUGAGGACAUCGUUGAGGAUGAUGUCGAUGCGACAAAACUCUGGACUUCAAACUCUGCAGUCUUCAGCAAACUACCAUCACAAACGACUGCCUACACAAUCUUCGCUACCAACACACCUUCCGCAGAAGCUGUAGCUCGUGGCAAAGCCCCCGAUUUCACAGGCAUACUGCUCACGCUCAUCCGUCUUGAGCGCCAACAGACCGAUCUUGUCAUCUGCGUCAACGUCCCACACGUAGGCGGCGAGUACAACAAAGACGAAGUCGACCCCUCUGCUGGAAAGCAAGGUCCCCUGCUAGAUGCAGCAACCUCAUUCCGCGAUCGCAUCUUGCAAACUUUCGAAAUCAAGGAUUGGGAUCUCUUCGUUCAAGAGUGA
Molecule: messenger RNA, 570 nt
Organism: Aureobasidium subglaciale EXF-2481
Lineage: Eukaryota; Fungi; Ascomycota; Dothideomycetes; Dothideales; Saccotheciaceae
Exons: 3
Coding region: 1-570 (189 amino acids)
Biological process (GO): protein import into nucleus
Cellular component (GO): nucleus
Molecular function (GO): guanyl-nucleotide exchange factor activity; small GTPase binding
Source: RefSeq, a predicted model, not a curated record